AUGAGCAGCAAGAAGAACGCAGCCGCCAUCGCCACCGCCGCAGGAAAGGUUUCACGCGCUUGCGAUGCCUGCCGAGUGCGGAAGGUGAAAUGCAACGGUGACCAGCCAUGCGCGCAGUGCGCUCAUCUCAAUCUGCCCUGUGUAUUUGCACCAGCGCCACCCAAGCGCAAACCAGGCAUUCGAGGCCGUCUCGUCGCUCAGCUACGCAACAAGACACCAACAAGCGGACCAGGUAGCUCACAAACCGUGUCGCCGCCAUCCACGGCCCUGGCUGGUGGCUCUGUUAGCGGUGGCCCUUCAUCGGCUGGGUCGUCGCCUAGAUCAGGCGUCAUCCCAGUGACCUCAAUUGCUGGAAUUGUCGAUAACCUGGGAAGCAGUCCGCCCUCAGAACCGGCAUUUACGAUUGGAGGAUGUGGCUUCUCGGCAGACUUCUUCCUCGGACUACUCCCCGAGUUUGAGGAACUUGUAUAUCCAGUCAACCCUGUCCUGACACCAGCCGAGAUACGGACUGCCAUUCAUAAUAUGCAUAGCAACUUUGAAGAUGCUGCUCUAGUACAUGCCUAUGCAUCAGUGACCAUCAACCUCACCAAGACGUCGUGGACAAUGAAUGGAAUCGACAUAGCUUCACAAAUGACAACCUUGAUGCAAUACUGUCUUUGGGCGCAUAGGAAAGCUGAAAUGGCGAGAGAAGGUGAUGGAUAUAACGGUGGUUUACAAGGCGAGAUGCCAAUCACCGUCAAGCGCAUCAUGACGUGUAUUUGGCUCGAAAUCUGUCUCAUGGCCUUUAAACGAUUUGACCGAAGCUAUACAAUACUCCAAGAAGCCAUCAGCAUGGUCCAAAUGCUCAACAUGCAUCAGUAUGGCCAGGGCGACCGUCGUCUGACCCAUACAGAACUGGCCCGGCGUCAGAGAAUGUACUGGGAGGUCUACAUCCACGAACGCUUCCUAUUCAUCAUGUCCGGGUUCCCAUGCACCAUGGUGCCUCUGCGCACUGGACUGCCCCUUCACGACGAAACUCUUGCCGCCCACGUCGCAGUCGGAUGGAACCGCCUGAUCCUCCUCUUCCAAAACAUGGACGACGCCUUCCUCUCAUACUGGGCCGCUCAGCAAGUCCCCAACCCCCUCCUCCCCGAGAUAACAUCACAGUGGAUAGAGAGCAAACAGGCACAGCUCGACCAAGACGAGGCAGAUGCCGUCGGGGACGAGAAGGAAAUGAUUGUCGCCGGGUGCGGCACGCUCAUCGAACUACAACACGUCGACCUGUUCAUCACCCGGCUCUGGCUCCGAACCCUGGUUUGGCAGCUAGCCCUCUCCCACGGCCUGCUCCGCUCCGCGCCAACACAAAACACACACGAGGGCCUGUCGCUUCAUUUCCCGGCGCAGCGCCUCUCCGCACAGCUCCGCAGCCUCGUGUCCCGCUUGAAAAGCGUAUCCAGCGUCGUCUUUCACGGGAGCGGCAUCCUCCAAAAACUGUUCGAGAUUACCAGCACCGUGGCAGAUGUGCUGGCGCUUCCGCGCGGAAUCGGCCAGACGGAAGACGAGUCCCGGGCGAGGCUCGAGGACUUCUUCUACCUCGUCAAGUUCAUAUUCAGCUUUGAGAGAACGCAGAAACACCAAAGGGACUACCUGAGAGAGAAACUCGAGGUGCUGGAGAAGAUGUACACCGUCGUGGAUUUCAGGGAACUGGCGGGCGCGAGCCCUUCGUCCGCAUCAGGGGAUGUAUACGAGUCAAUAGCAAAGGCUACCUGA
This is a messenger RNA of Metarhizium brunneum ARSEF 3297, 1749 nucleotides long. RefSeq lists its product as uncharacterized. NCBI's taxonomy places the organism in Eukaryota, Fungi, Ascomycota, Sordariomycetes, Hypocreales, Clavicipitaceae. Gene Ontology annotation, molecular function: DNA-binding transcription factor activity, RNA polymerase II-specific; zinc ion binding. Gene Ontology annotation, biological process: regulation of DNA-templated transcription. The record is from RefSeq and is a predicted model, not a curated record.